GAGAAGCCAGCCCCUUCUGUUGGCUGGAGACCUUAGGCCUCAAUUUCCCCUAAGGAUCCUGAGCCUGGAACAAAGGGACCGAGGGGGAAUGGGAGGGGAGAGCCUGCUAAUGGAUGGCUCAUGUCCUGCACCUGCUCCUACCUCAAAGUGCUGACACCCCUCCUUGGGGCCACAGCUCAGCUUCUUCCAGCCACCAACCCUGCACUAUGCCCCCCCCCCCAUACCACCCCUGCACACUGCACCAAUUAAGGGUCCUCAACACUAAUCGCUCAGGUUGACUCUCGCCUGGCUGCCUGGCCGCUAGGCCUGGCUUCCCUAACCAGGCCUUUGUUUCCUUAAUUGGUUAUCUCCAGGCACUUUUCUCUGCCUCUCCACCUCCGUGCCCCCAUCUGAUAUCCCAGGCUCAACUAUGUGCUAAUUGGGCACUUGGGGGGACAUGGGGGGCACACAGUCCCUCCCUCCUACAUCAUCCCCUCACCUUCCCCUAGGUCCAGCUGGGAGACGCCUAGGCUCAGGGCUCACUCCCUGGGCACCCCUGCAUUCAUCCAUCCACCCUACCAUUACAGAUUUGGGGGUGCUUUCUGACUGGUAUUGUGAGGAGUUACUCCUGAUCAUGCACCCGGGAGCCCCCGCAGCCCCUCGGGUCUCAGAGCCUGGCCCCCGGGAGCUGUGUGCCUUUGUGAGUGGGGCAGCUGUUCACAUGCUGCGAGCUCUACGACCCCGCAGGCCCCGUCCCCCCAAGAGGAGACCCAACCACCGGCGCUUCCUACACAACCAGAUCUGCAGGCAGUUCACCAAGAUUGCAGCUGCCACCCAGAGCCUGGCCCUCUCCAUCCUGUCCCAGGAGGCACCUCCCCAGAGACUACCACGCCAAAGGCCACCUUCACCCCCUGCAUCCCCUUUCCUGGGGGUGGCCUGUGCCAUGGCCCCCGUUGAGGCCCCCCAUGUAGGCCCAAGCCUGAGCCUUGCUGCCCUGGACACCUCCACCCUGGACCUCUUUGAUGACAUUGUGCUCACCCCACAGUGUCCCGUGGUGCCCCCAGACUGCCCCCCACAGUCACUGACUGCUGGUCCCCCCCAGCUGACAUCAGACCUGUCCCAUCUGGGCCAGGAGGACCUGAAGCAGCUGGGCCUAAUGCAGACGCCACACAUCUGUGACCCUCACUGUGUUCCCGGGGGAGAGGCAGAGCCAGGAGCUCCCUGCUGGGAUUGGGUGGACAGGUGGGAGGCACCUUGUAUGUAGGAUUCUCCAGGACUCCUCCAGGGCUGGAGGGCCCCACCACAGCCUGAUACCCAAUCAUAGCCCAAACCAGGCCCUUGGAAAACCACGGCCCAUGCCUCCCCCAUGAACUCAAGAGCCCCGAUCAUCCAUUCCCUUCCUUACAGAUCCUGGGGAAAUCAGCCAUGUCUGGACUCCCACCUCAGGCCCCAGCCUUCUCCUGGAUCCAGAGCCCACCUCUGCCCCACUGGGAGGCCCUUAUACUGACUCGCCAUCUCCUCCCAUCUUUCUUUUCAGUCUCCUCUCAGAAUCCUUUCCUCCCUCCUGCCCUGGUUCAUCUCUCCCCAAUUCCUGUUCUCCACUUUUCCCAAAGAACAUGUGCUGUGGCCAGUGGCUAGACCCAGGUCCAGGUGUUCAGGUU
This is a messenger RNA of Perognathus longimembris pacificus (Pacific pocket mouse), 1640 nucleotides long. RefSeq names its product chromosome 20 C19orf85 homolog (gene C20H19orf85). The record is from RefSeq and is a predicted model, not a curated record. Lineage: Eukaryota; Metazoa; Chordata; Mammalia; Rodentia; Heteromyidae. The transcript is spliced from 2 exons. Bases 437 to 1243 code for a protein of 268 amino acids.